CCGGCUGUGUUGUGCGCCUGCCCGCCCUCUUCGCUGGCUUGCGCGCGCGCACAGACGCACAGAGACCCGGGAGUCCUCCGCCCGCCCGUCCCUUCCGUAGUCGGCUGGUGGCUCGCCUAGCCCUGGUGGAUCGGGGCUGCACGAGGGGGAAGGAGCAAGCGGGUGCUGGCUGGGGAUGGGGCUGAGGUGAAUCCUUUCGUUCCUGGAGCUGCUUCGAGAGAGAGGAGGAGGAGGAGGGAAGGAAGGCAAGAGAGGAGGAAAGGAGAGGGGCCCGCGCGCAGGAGGGGCGGUAGCAGCGCUGCCUCUGCCGCUUCCGUCAUCAUGGCUCACUCCCCGGUGCAGCAGCCUGGCCUGCCGGGCAUGCAGAAUCUGAAAGCAGAUCCAGAAGAGCUCUUUACAAAGCUGGAGAAGAUCGGCAAAGGUUCAUUUGGUGAAGUUUUUAAAGGAAUUGACAAUCAAAGUCAGAAAGUUGUUGCUAUAAAAAUUAUUGAUCUUGAAGAAGCUGAAGAUGAAAUAGAAGACAUUCAACAAGAGAUUACAGUGCUGAGUCAGUGCGACAGUCCAUAUGUUACCAAAUACUAUGGAUCUUAUUUAAAGGAUACAAAAUUAUGGAUAAUAAUGGAAUAUCUUGGUGGAGGUUCUGCUCUUGACCUUUUAGAACCAGGGUCUCUUGAUGAAAUCCAGAUUGCUACGAUAUUGAGAGAGAUUCUGAAAGGCCUUGAUUAUUUGCAUUCAGAAAAGAAAAUCCACAGAGAUAUUAAAGCUGCUAAUGUGCUGCUGUCUGAACAAGGAGAAGUCAAACUAGCAGAUUUUGGUGUAGCCGGACAACUAACUGAUACACAAAUAAAGAGAAAUACCUUUGUGGGUACACCGUUUUGGAUGGCACCAGAAGUAAUAAAGCAGUCAGCGUAUGAUUCAAAGGCAGAUAUCUGGUCACUGGGCAUAACAGCCAUAGAGCUUGCGAAAGGUGAGCCUCCACAUUCAGAGCUGCAUCCCAUGAAAGUUCUCUUCCUGAUCCCAAAGAACAACCCACCAACAUUAGAAGGAAACUAUAGCAAACCUCUGAAGGAGUUUGUUGAAGCCUGCUUGAACAAGGACCCAAGUUUUAGACCAACGGCAAAAGAACUCCUGAAGCACAAGUUUAUAAUACGGAAUGCAAAGAAAACCUCUUACUUGACAGAUCUCAUCGACAGGCAUAAAAGAUGGAAGUCUGAGCAGAACCAUGAUAACUCCAGCUCUGAAGAUUCAGAUGGGGAAACAGAUGGCCAAGCCUCGGGUGGCAGUGAUUCAGGCGACUGGAUAUUUACAAUCCGAGAGAAAGAUCCCAAGAACCUCGAGAAUGGAGCUACUCAGCUACACGAGUGGGAAAGGAACAAGGAAAAUACCAUUCAAAGGCGUCCUUUAUCUCGGUGCUUAUCAACAAUCAUAUCGCCAUUAUUCACAGAGCUGAAAGAGAGGAGUCAAGCUUGUGGGGGGAACAUGGGAUCCAUAGAAGAACUGAGAGAGGCUAUCUAUUUGGCUGAAGAAGCAUGUCCAGGCAUUUCAGAUACCAUGGUGACAGAGCUCGUGGAGAGGCUUCAGAGGUAUUCAGUAACUGGAGGAGGAAGCACAUCAUCCCACUAAAGUAUUGUUUCGCGGCGUUUGCUUGUUCGAUGUGGCUCCUAUAGGCACCUCCUCAAAUGCUGGUCUGCCGCUGUUGCUUUCAGUGGUGAGCUCUCCAGUUUGUGGACAUUCCUGAAGGUGCAGCAACACAAAUGGACAACAUAGCAAGGGCAUUGUUUUUCAGCUCUGUAUAGUUUUUUUUUUAAAGAAAAAAACAAUAAUGCACAUAUUCAAAGGAGGUAUCUUUUUAAAUUUCUGAGAUGUAUAUUUAGGAUUGCAGUUAGGAAACUAAAGCUAUUGUGAAAUCUCAGGUAUCUUGCUUUAAGUCAUUGGUCUUCAACUCAACGAUCCAGAUUCAGAAGCAAUUUAUGUCUCAGUCUAAAAGUGGGCACCCCAAUGGUACGGCCACUGUUUUCUUUCAGGGUCUUAUUUUAACAAAAUGCAUAAGAUUGGGAGAUGAAAUAAAGGGAUGUGGGGGGGGACUAAGUGGGUAUCAUAUUUUAGGUUGGGAUUUAAGAUGGAUCUCGGACCUGAACAAGUUGAAGACAACUGCUUUAAGUCGAUGAAUCUGUGAAUUGGAAAACAUACCAUUGGCUCUGUGUACAGAUUUGUAUAUAGUCACUUUUUUUACUCAAAACUUGCUCAAUGUGCAUAUAGAAUCCCUCUGUACAAAUGGCCAAGUUCUCUGUAGAUGAUGCUAGUGAGGUAAAUAUUUUGGCAGGUCACAACUGUUUAUUGGCUUGCCUUUUGUUAUAUGACAUUUUCGAACCGUAUGACAAGAGGUUUGAUUUGACCUUGUAUUUGUAGGUCAAAAAGCUGUGCUAUAAAAAAAUCUGGUUUGUACCUCAGAUGCAAAGUUUGCUCUAGUUUUGUUACACGGUGUUAUUCUUUUUAUUAAUCUAGAGUUGGGUUUCUAAUCAUGGUACGACAUUGAUUAUUUCAGUUUCCUGAAUCACUUGGUUUGAGGUUCUCUAAUACUUGUUUGCUUUAGUGGGUUUUUUUUAU
This is a messenger RNA of Podarcis raffonei (Aeolian wall lizard), 2607 nucleotides long. It is a transcript of the gene STK24, whose product is annotated as serine/threonine kinase 24. NCBI's taxonomy places the organism in Eukaryota, Metazoa, Chordata, Lepidosauria, Squamata, Lacertidae. Bases 322 to 1623 code for a protein of 433 amino acids. Gene Ontology annotation, biological process: protein phosphorylation. Gene Ontology annotation, molecular function: protein kinase activity; ATP binding. The record is from RefSeq and is a predicted model, not a curated record. The transcript has 11 exons.